This is a messenger RNA of Daldinia childiae, 1275 nucleotides long. RefSeq names its product putative udp-glucoronosyl and udp-glucosyl transferase family protein. The record is from RefSeq and is a predicted model, not a curated record. The transcript has 5 exons. NCBI's taxonomy places the organism in Eukaryota, Fungi, Ascomycota, Sordariomycetes, Xylariales, Hypoxylaceae. The coding region runs from base 1 to 1275 and encodes 424 amino acids.
AUGGAGGGCGAAAAGCAGACACGCGCUGCUCGAGAACUCAGCCAUUGCCAACUCAACCACGGAAGUGAGAGAGGACUGACACCUGAUCAGUACGUGGCCAUCAAGAGACAAGAGGGUGUCGAGCUUGUAAUGGCUAAGUUCAAUCGGUGGCUUGAUAAGAGACUCGCAAUUAUCUCCUGUAUGUCACAACGCAUUUUCUUUGCUCAUGCAUGUGAGGCAUCUGAAGCGUCGGGUAGCUCCGCUGGUAGCUCUAAAGGUACAGAGUCUGGAAGUGGCAGUUCUGAGCAAGGCCAAUCAGGUCGUUCAACUAGAACAAAACGUCGAUUAGGUGGAGACGACCAGGAUAAUUCUUCAGCCGGGGGUGAUGAAGGUGAUCCGGAUAGAGGUGGCAGUAAGCGUGCGAAGAAAGAUACGGAAUCGGAGCGAAAGUUCGCUUGCCCUUUCUACAAAAAUGACCCAAAAGCGCAUAACAAACACCGAAGUUGUGCUGGCCCAGGCUGGACUUCCCUGCAUCGCUUGAAGGAGCAUCUUUAUCGCGCUCACCGAUUGCCGAAACACGUUUGUCCUAGAUGCACUGAUCCCUUCGAUGAUGCUAAGGAUCUAGCUGAACAUAUUCGGGCUGACGUGCCUUGUGAGAAGUUAGAUGUGGUUCCAGUGCUGCAAGGCAUCGAUGAGGCCACCGAAGCAAAGUUAAAAGUGCGAAGGAAGAACUGUCCCGGCAUGACUGAUGAGCAGAGAUGGGGAGAGAUUUACAAGAUCCUGUUCCCAAGUGCUAACUUUAAUGCUAUGCCAACACCAUAUUAUGACGGCAACGAUUCCCUGGGAUUCUCUAAACGUGCUGAAUGGAAAAAGGUAGAGAAGCGGCUCAGAAAAGAGUUGCCUAAGUUUGUUCAGAAGAAGGUCGAGAGGUCAUUCGAGAAAGUUCAGGCAGAUAUGCUGGUCGGCCUCCCUGACAUCAUUCGCGAUGGUCUAUUCGAGUUCUUCAAGGAUCUCCCACAUAAUGAUUUGUCGGCAUCGGCAACUCCUGCUGCAACUCCAAGGGCUCGUACGCCUAGUUCUCCUGUCGCAAGGGAACAGCCUGCUCCGACGAGUGAGGAAGACAAGGACGCUUUGCUGGACGUGUCGUAUUUUCUGGACCCUACGAUCGAUGAGUUUGACAUGAGCCCGUUUGACUUUGGCAAUCCUAACGACUGCCACUUUUUCGACAAGUACUCGGACUCUGGUUAUGCUUCUACUAGCACGGGGAGGGACGGUACCGUCGAGACGGAUAUUUGA